Messenger RNA from Strigops habroptila (Kakapo), 1253 nucleotides. RefSeq names its product sorting nexin 3 (gene SNX3). The coding region runs from base 191 to 679 and encodes 162 amino acids. The record is from RefSeq and is a predicted model, not a curated record. Gene Ontology annotation, biological process: endocytic recycling; late endosome to Golgi transport. The transcript has 4 exons. NCBI's taxonomy places the organism in Eukaryota, Metazoa, Chordata, Aves, Psittaciformes, Psittacidae. Gene Ontology annotation, molecular function: phosphatidylinositol-3-phosphate binding. Gene Ontology annotation, cellular component: retromer complex; early endosome membrane.
GCAUUCUUUGCGCGCGGGCGGUGGGCGCAUCCGCUGGCGGCGGCGGCGGCGUGGGUGCGCGUUGCCGGGCGGUCAGCUGGCCGCGGGGCGAUAAGAGGGCGGGCGGCGGGGGCGCUCGGGGCAAGCUCGCUCGGUCGCUCACGUCUUGCCGUGCUCCUCUCGGCGGGGAGGAGAAGGCGCCCGCUCCGCCAUGGCUGAGACGAUCGCGGACACCCGGCGGCUGAUAAGCAAGCCGCAGAACCUGAACGACGCCUACGGGCCGCCCAGCAACUUCCUGGAGAUCGACGUGGGUAACCCGCAGACCGUGGGGGUGGGCCGCGGCCGCUUCACCACCUACGAGAUCCGCGUCAAGACAAAUCUACCUAUUUUCAAAUUGAAAGAAUCUACAGUCAGAAGAAGAUACAGUGACUUUGAAUGGCUAAGGAAUGAACUAGAAAGAGAAAGCAAGGUUGUGGUACCACCUCUACCGGGAAAAGCUCUUCUCCGUCAGCUCCCCUUCCGAGGAGAUGAUGGCAUAUUUGAUGAUUCCUUUAUAGAGGAAAGGAAGCAAGCUCUUGAACAAUUCAUAAACAAGGUUGCAGGUCACCCACUGGCACAGAACGAGCGCUGUCUUCACAUGUUCUUACAAGAUGAAGUAAUAGACAAAAACUACACACCAUCCAAAAUAAGACAUACUUGAGUUCUGAAACUGUCUUCUCAAAUAUUAGUGGUUCUUAUGCUUGGUUUUAAGAGGUUGUAGUUUGUCUUAGCAUGCUGAGGAUAAACAGGCACGAAGUCUCCACUAACAUCAGUACACUGCUUGAUCUUUGCAUAUGCUUUAUAGCAUUAAAGAACUCACUUGUCUUCUAGCUAAAUCCCUCUGAAUUCUCAAUUUAAGAGUAUUAUACUAUGAGACCAUCCACCCCUUGCAAUGUCUCACAAACCUUUCCACUCUUAUUUGCAAUGACUUACAAUGUUUACUGACUUGGCCUUACUUGAACUCUCACAGUUGUAGUGUCACGUGUUCACUUGUAUUUGACUAAAUUGCUAUGCUGUUUCUGAGGUAGUCAUCUGUCUGAACCUGUGUAGAAAGACUGCUUUAUUUCUGAUACCCUGUGUGAGAAACACUUAUGCAAAUGUCUUCAAGCUUGUAAAACACUUUAUACUGAAGUAAGGAGGGAAUUAUCUUUAUAUUCUGUAAGAGGAAAAAUCAAAUUUAUAUACUAAAGUAACUUGUCUAAAGUUUUGAAAUAAAAGUGAAAAUGCACUUCAAA